Messenger RNA from Diospyros lotus (date-plum), 1095 nucleotides. Its product is annotated as immune-associated nucleotide-binding protein 9-like. Bases 1 to 1095 code for a protein of 364 amino acids. The record is from RefSeq and is a predicted model, not a curated record. The transcript has 4 exons. Gene Ontology annotation, molecular function: GTP binding. Lineage: Eukaryota; Viridiplantae; Streptophyta; Magnoliopsida; Ericales; Ebenaceae.
AUGGUUGGAAGCGCUCUGACUGAUGAUGAUAAAGUGGAAGUUGGCUUUCCUUCAAAUGGGCCCGAACCUGUUGCUCUUUCAAUCGGUCGUGGCUCACACUCUGAUGCGCCUUCUAAUAAAUCUCGAACUGUGGUUUUGGUUGGACGCACUGGAAACGGGAAAAGUGCAACGUGCAAUCACAUUCUUGGAAGGGUGGCAUUUACGCCCAGGUCUUGCUCCUUUUCUGCUGGUAUUAGUCGCACGUGCGAGAUGCAGACAAGAAAGCUGAGUGGCGGCCAGAUGCUUAAUGUCAUCGAUUCUCCUGGUUUGUUUGAUGUCUCAUCCUGUGGUUCUGAAUUUAUUGGAGAAGUAAUAGGCCAAGCCAUCAAUAUGGCCAAGGAUGGCAUCGAUGCCGUGCUUGUAGUCUUCUCAGUGAGGACUCGCUUUACCAAGGAAGAGGGCUCCGUCUUACGUGGUUUGCAGAUUUUAUGUGGGGAAAAAAUUAGUGACUAUGUUAUUGUUGUUUUUACUGGUGGGGAUUCACUUGAAGAAGAUGGGGUCACCCUGGAUGAAUACAUAGGCCGUGAGUGCCCGGACCCUCUAAAGGAAAUCCUGGGUCAAUGUGGAAACCGAAAGGUUCUGUUUGACAAUAAGACUAAGGAUGAAGCGAAGAAAUCUCGACAACUGGAACAACUUCUAAGUCUUUUAGAUGGCGUUAUAGAACUGAAUCAUGGACAGCCUUACAAAGAAAAACUAAAUGUUGAUAAGCUGAAGGAAGAGGCACUGAAACUUCGUGGGCAGACAGAAAAGGCUAAUUCUUUGAAAGGAUGCAUGAUAGAGAGAUCCGAGUUUAAGGACCAACUUCCAAGGUCAAGCGAAGAACAAGCCAAGAGGAUGACUGAAAUGGCUUGGGUGGAUAACGAUUCUUCCUAUCGUCGGUUACUAGAACAGCAAUUGGCAGAAGAGAAAGCAGCAAGGCUCAAGGCAGAAGAGGAAGCUGAAGCAAGACUGAGGGUGUUGAAUGAACUUUACAGCAUUAGAAGGCAGAGGGAGAUAAUAGCCGCAUCAAAAGAAGGCAGAGGAAGUCAGAGUUGGAUGCGGUGUAGGAUUAUGUAG